This is a messenger RNA of Gordionus sp. m RMFG-2023, 966 nucleotides long. RefSeq lists its product as uncharacterized. Gene Ontology annotation, molecular function: protein dimerization activity. The record is from RefSeq and is a predicted model, not a curated record. Gene Ontology annotation, cellular component: nucleus. Gene Ontology annotation, biological process: regulation of transcription by RNA polymerase II. NCBI's taxonomy places the organism in Eukaryota, Metazoa, Nematomorpha, Gordioida, Chordodea, Parachordodidae. Bases 1 to 834 code for a protein of 277 amino acids. The transcript has 4 exons.
AUGAGUUCUAUACUAGAACUUGUUACUGUAAAUGGCCGGCCUUUAUCAAUUAUUGAAAAUUCGGGAUUUCAAAGAAUUAUAAAUCCACUCCUAUCUGGGCUCAAUUUAGUUAUAAACAAAGAAAAUUUAUCCAGAACUAUUAAUAAAACAGCCCAAUCAAUUAGAGACAAAAUAUCGAGAGAGUUAACACUGACAGAUUUUUAUGCAGCAUGGUUAAGAUGCUGCAUCGAACUGGAAAAAAAUCCAAACCAUUUUGCUCAAUUACUAUAUUCUUGUCUUAAGAACAGAGAAGAAAGGUUUAUAAAGAACGAAAUUCUCUUAGCUGCCAUAUACCUGGACCCAAGAUACAAGGUAUUACUUAGUGAUGAUGAUAAGAUUUGUGCGAAAAAACAUCUUGUCAAUUUAUGGAGACGAAUUAAAAGCUUAACAACGCCGAUUUUAUCUGAUGAUAUUAGUUCCGAUGAAGUUAUUGAACAAGAAGAUGAUUUAGAGAAAUUGAUACAACUUAAAGAAAGGCAGGAGAAAAUACUUAAAAGAGGGCCAACGAUUGCUGAGAAAAGUAUUGGAACAAUAAUUACUGGAUUUAGCGAUUAUAAAAGAUUAGAUAAGAAGGAAAAUAUUUUGCAUUUUUGGGAGUCUGCUAAGCUGGAACACCCUGAAUUAUAUAUUUUAUCUAAAAUCUUAUUUGCUGUUCCUGCAACCCAAGUUAGCGUUGAAAGAUCUUUUUCACAUUUGAAAUUCAUUCUUUCACCACAUAGAUCGAGGAUGAGUGAACAACUCUUGGAAGAUAUUAUGCUAAUACGUCUAAAUAAAAUUUUUAAAAUUGAUACAUGACUAUAUGCUUUGUAUUUUUAACUAUAUUUGCCUAUAAAUAAAAUAAAAAAUUUAUUUUUUAUAUCAAAUUUAUGUCUAGUUUUUUAUUAUGAUUUAAAUAUAGAAUUUUUUUUAUCAACUCAAAAAUUCUUG